Lagenorhynchus albirostris (white-beaked dolphin) is the source of this 5683-nucleotide messenger RNA. It is a transcript of the gene ZNF451, whose product is annotated as zinc finger protein 451. The transcript has 15 exons. Gene Ontology annotation, molecular function: DNA-binding transcription factor activity, RNA polymerase II-specific; sequence-specific DNA binding. Gene Ontology annotation, biological process: regulation of transcription by RNA polymerase II. Lineage: Eukaryota; Metazoa; Chordata; Mammalia; Artiodactyla; Delphinidae. Gene Ontology annotation, cellular component: nucleus. The record is from RefSeq and is a predicted model, not a curated record. The coding region runs from base 237 to 3425 and encodes 1062 amino acids.
GACUGCGCCAGGGAGGCCAGGCACAGCGGGCCUAGCGGGCCACUCCUCCUCGGGAAGCGGUUUUGCAGCCCUUUCCGCCCGCGGUGUCGGCGGCUCGGCGGCGUCCUCGGCUCGGCACGCACGCGGGGGCGGGUCACGGCGGCGUGUGGCUGGCUGGCCGGCGGGUUCGGCGGGGAGGCUGAGGCGGCGGCGGGGACGGCGGCAGCGCGGGUGCCGGCAGGCGGGCUGUCGGGGAGAUGGGAGACCCAGGGUCGGAGAUAAUAGAAUGUGUCCCUCCAGCUGGGCCUGAGGCGUCCGAAUCAACACCCGAGGAAAAUGAAGAUGACAUUCAGUUUGUUAGUGAAGGACCAUUGAGACCUGUUCUGGAAUACAUUGAUCUGGUCAGCAGUGAUGAUGAAGAGCCUAGCACCUCUCAGAGUGAGGAUAACGUUAAGCAUAAAGACCAUAUUGACCAUCAGAAGGAUAAAGUCGCCUUGACUCUGGCUCGUCUAGCCCGCCAUGUUGAAGUGGAGAAACAGCAGAAAGAAGAGAAGAAUAGAGCAUUCAGGGAAAAAGUAGAUUUUCAACAUGCUCAUGGGUUACAAGAAUUGGAAUUUAUUCGAGGACAUUCUGAUACAGAAGCAGCGAGACUGUGUGUGGACCAAUGGUUAAAAAUGCCAGGACUCAAAACAGGCACAAUUAAUUCUGGAACAAAAGGUUCGUUCCGAAGAGGAGGCCAAAUACGAGUGUCUGGGAAGCCAAUUUCAUGUCCCAUAAUGCACUGUAACAAGCAGUUCGAUAAUGGGCACCUUCUCUUAGGACAUUUGAAAAGGUUUGAUCACUCUCCAUGUGAUCCAACAAUUACACUGCAUGGACCUUUCAUCAGUUCUUUUGCUUGUGUAGUAUGUUAUAAAAAUUUUGUUACUCAACAACAAUAUAGGGAUCACCUUUUUGCUAAGGAAGCUGCAGAUGAUGGACAUAAAAACAACCUUCUUCCUCAGAUUAUUCAGUGUUUUGCGUGUCCAAAUUGCUUCCUUCUUUUUAGCAGCAAGGAUGAGUGUUUGAAGCAUAUGUCUGGAAAGAAUCAUUUCCAUCAGAGUUUUAAACUGGGUGAUGACAAGGGAAUGGCACAGCCAAUAUCAUUUCCAUCUUUUGCAAAGAAACUUUUGAUCUCUCUGUGCAAAGAUGUUCCAUUUCAAGUUAAGUGUGUGGCCUGCCACCAGACACUGCGUUCCCACAUGGAGCUCACUGCCCAUUUCAGAGUUCGUUGUCGAAACGCUGGUCCUGUAGCUCUAGCUGAGAAGAGCAUUGCUCAGGUGGCAGAGAAAUUCCUACUGAGAGGUUAUUGUCCACAUUGCAACCGUGUCUUUGUGGAUGAAACCAGUACCCGGAAUCACAAGCGGAACUCAGGACACAAAGUCCGAGUCAUUAACUCAAUGGAAGAAUCAGUCUUACUUUAUUGCCACAGCAGUGAAGGGAACAAACCCCCUUCUGACUUGCACCUGUUGCAAGAUAAGUCAAAAUUUUCAUCACUUAAAAGAAAUAUGUCCGUUCGAGAAUCUAGCUCAGAAGAUUGCAGCACUGUUCCAAAAAAGAAGAUUAAUUUAGGAGAUAAAAGCCAUGGGGGUAUGGUUUGUGUUCAGAAGGAAAAGUCACUUGUUAAAACCUGGUUUUGUGAAUGCCAGCAACGCUUCCCAAGUGAAGAUGCAGUAGAAAAGCACGUUUUCUCAGCAAACACGAUGUGUUAUAAGUGUGUGGUCUGUGGGAAGGUGUGUGAAGAUUCAGGAGUCAUCCGUUUACAUAUGAGCCGCAUUCAUGGAGGGGCACAUUUAAAUAACUUUCUUUUCUGGUGUCGGACAUGCAAAAAGGAGUUGGCAAGGAAAGAGGCUAUAAUGGCCCAUGUGACUGAGUUUCAUAAUGGACACAGGUAUUUUUAUGAGACAGAUGAGGUAGAAGGUGACACUUUGCCGUCAUCCUCUACAACGUUGGUGAAUGAUCUGACUGCUGAUAAUCCUUUUUCGACUAUUACUAUUCUUGAUCAUUCCCCAGCAACCAGUCCUCCAAGCGGUAAAUGGCAAUGCCGAAUUUGUGAAGAUACGUUUGACUCCCAAGAAUGUGUGAAACAACACUGCAUGUCUUUAGCAAGUCACCAGUUUCAUAGGUAUAGCUGCGCCCAUUGCAAAAAGACUUUUCACAAGAUGGAAACACUGUAUCGACAUUGCCAAGAUGAGCAUGACAACGAAAUAAAGAUGAAGUAUUUCUGUGGCCUUUGUGAUCUGAUCUUUAAUGUGGAAGAAGCGUUUCUGAGUCAUUAUAAGGAGCACCACAGCAUAGACUAUGUAUUUGUGUCAGAAAAAACGGAAACUUCCAUUAAAACCGAGAGUGAUUUUCCAGUUAUAGAGACCGGUAACCUACUCACGUGCGGCUGCCGGGAGAGCUACCUCUGCAAAGUCAACAGAAGGGAGGACCACGCUCGCUGUCUGCAGACUCUCCUGGGCCAGGGCCGCCUGUGGUUCCGCUGUGGCGUGUGCUCGGCCACGGCGCAGGCCACGGAUGACAUGCUGGCACACGUGCGCCAGGUGCACGCGGAGCCGGAGGGCGCAGAGGGCACGCCGCGGUGCCUGAUCAAGUGCGGCACCUGCACCAGAGCCUUCCAGGAUCCCGAGAGCGCGCAGCAGCACUUCCACAGGAAACACUGCUUCCUGCGGGAGCCCAGCGUGGCCUGCUUUGGGCCUGAGCAGACGAGCCCGUACACGUUUGCUGCCAGUUCCUCCCGUGCAGAGAGAAAGCUGAGACAGGCAGCAAGCUGUCCACAGACUUCAGACCUGGAGAGAGGAGCCGAGACUGACGUGAGCUGUCAGAGUACAGAUGAAGAGGUUGUUGAGCUCCCAGAUUUGGAUUACCUGCGAACCAUGACUCACAUAGUCUUUGUAGACUUUGAUAACUGGUCCAACUUUUUUGGUCAUCUACCAGGGAAUCUUAACCAAGGAACAUUUAUUUGGGGCUUUCAAGGAGGAAACACCAACUGGAAGCCUCCCGUCAACUGUAAGAUCUAUAAUUACCUAAACAAGAUUGGGUGCUUCUUCCUUCAUCCUCGCUGUAGUAAAAGAAAAGAUGCUGCUGAUUUUGCCAUAUGUAUGCAUGCUGGCCGUCUGGAUGAACAACUGCCCAAGCAGAUUCCUUUCACCAUCCUCUCAGGAGAUCAAGGUUUUCUGGAGCUAGAGAAUCAAUUUAAGAAGACUCAGAGGCCAGCACAUAUACUCAACCCUCACCACUUAGAGGGAGAUAUGAUGUGUGCCUUGUUAAAUAGCAUAUCUGAUACGACCAAAGAAUGUGACAGUGAUGAUAACCUGGGUAUGAAGAGUACUUCAAUGGGAGAAGAAUUCAGAUCCACAGAAGAUGUGGAAUUAGAAGAAGCGAUUAGAAGAAGUCUUGAGGAAAUGUAAUUAAAGAUAUUACCACACAGCAUCAAGUGGCCUUGAAGAGACUCAGGAUAAUAAAUUCUUGAGUUUGUUUUCUAAAGGAGAUCAGAAAUCUGCUAGUACAAAUGUACUUGAAAACUUUUUUUUGCUUUCAUAUGUUCAAAAUCUGAUAUUGCUUUGUAUUUUUGUGCUAUUUUGCAAAAAUGUAUAGAGGAAUAGAAUACAUGGUAAUGCAAAUACAAAUCAUGAAUUCUAAUAUAGGUAUCAUGUUUCCCAGUUAACUUUGAAUUCAUAUAUUUAGGUUACAAGAAUUAAAAAUUAGAAAAGCCCUUGACUAUUGUUUAUAUGUUUCCCAAAUAGAAUUGGUUCUUUAAUUUUAUUUGUACAGUACAGAUGAUUCUAGUUUAUUUUUUUAGGAGUGAAAAUGAAUAUAAAUAAAGCUGUCAUAGCUCACUUUUUCUGUAAAUUCUGCUCAUGUGGCACUAAUAUAUAAUACCUUUGAGAUCUUUGAUUAUUGGGAGAGAGUAAUGGAAACUGAUCAUGGAAAGAGAUGAAAAAUUUUAUCAGCAAUGUUCUUUGUGGGUUUCACUCAUAUGUAUAUCCCUGCUUUAAUUAGAGCUGCAUAUUGCUGGAAUAAAAAAAAAUUUUCUUUGAAAAUAGUGAAAAGAAACUUUUGCCAUUCCUUUUACCUGCUUAGACUUUUUUUUUUUUUUUUGCGGUACACGGGCCCCUCACUGUUGUGGCCUCUCCCGUUGCGGAGCACAGGCUCCGGAAGCGCAGGCUCAGCGGCCAUGGCUCACGGGCCCAGCCACUCUGCGGCAUGUGGGAUCUUCCCGAACCGGGGCACAAACCCGUGUCCCCUGCAUCGGCAGGUGGACUCUCAACCACUGCGCCACCAGGGAAACCCCUGCUUAGACUUUUAUGUGACUUGUAUUAUCUACUGUUUAAAGGGAAUGAUGUAAAAAAUAUUUGCAUAGAAUUAGGCAUAUUUUUAAUAAUAUUAAUUCUUUUAUAUAUAUUUGUGUAAACAUAGUAUUCUUCAGAAAAUAACGUUGAAAGUUCUACUCAGGAGUAAUCUUCCUUAACCCUUUAAAAUUUUUAUUUCAUAUGGAGGUAUCUUCAUUUUAGUUAUUAAAAUGUUAGUUUCCUACUGUUGGUAUUAAAUAUUUAAUUUUUAAAUGUUGAGGCCACAUUGUGAAUAAUAAAAAACGUUACCUAAUUAGGAGACUAAGAAGGGGUUUGUCGUACAGUCUUUGUGUAUAUGCUUCAAGUUAUUUGACCCAGAAAUGUCAUCCCUAAAAAUUUCAAGUAGUAAUUACUUACCAAAUGUAAAAUUUUCUGUAAAUAUAAAUUUUUCUUUAAGACAGAAAAAAAAUAUAUCAUGGCUAGAACUUUGAUCUUUCUCUGUAACUAGAUAGUUUAGUGUGAAAUAGUAUUACUGGGUUUUUUUAUUAUUAUUAUAAAGUCUUUUCAAUCCACAUUGGAAACCAAUUUGUGUUUUUAUUUCUUAAGCUGUCAGUUCUGUCCUACCUGCUUGCAUUUUUUUUCAAGUACACAUCAUAGCUUGAGAAUGUACUAGUCAUUUUUGCAAAGUGACCACAUUGUAUUUUUAAUUUGCUUGUUAGAGUAGUUAAGGCUUUGGGUGGUAGUCAUGGAGCCGGACCUUAAAGACAUCUGCAGGAGCUUGCUCAGUAGUGAGGAGCAGAAAGAGUGUUCCAGAAAGAAGAGUGGUCCAGUAGAUGUAGGGGAGGUGCCACACACAGGUGGGAUGCAGCCUGUGUUCUACUAGGACGCUUGUGUGGUGUCUAUGGUCAAGAGUAACUGAGGCUUUUCAUAUGACAGGAAAGGGAUAAUUCAUCAUGAUCCUUUAAAUAAGGUAACUGCGUUGUUUAAUGUUUUAAUUAAUAAUUGUCACUGAUUCUAUUUCUACUUAAUAAGCAAUUAAAAAUCACUUUUAAAUUACUUCAUAAGUUGAAGUUAAGUUAGACACAAGGAGGAGAGGUAGUCUGGAUGUUACAGAAAGUUAUGGGGAAUAUUAUCAAGAAUAAAUGUUUCUAACAUUGACAGUGAUGCUUACCUGUUUGUUUUCAUUUUUUAUUUUAUUGUGAUUUUUUUCUUGUAAAAAGUUUUUAUUGUGAUUCCUUAUUUUUAUACCUGAAUAACAACUUUUGUCAAAGCAAUGAUGGAUAACAUAUGUUUAUUUUAAAAAGGAUUUGUAGAUAAUGUACUGAUAGUAUCUGGUUGGUGGUAUCAUUGAUUGUCUUAAAUAAAAAUAUCUCGGU